Penicillium crustosum is the source of this 1908-nucleotide messenger RNA. RefSeq names its product coatomer subunit beta. The transcript is spliced from 3 exons. Gene Ontology annotation, cellular component: COPI vesicle coat; cytoplasm. Gene Ontology annotation, biological process: endoplasmic reticulum to Golgi vesicle-mediated transport; intra-Golgi vesicle-mediated transport; intracellular protein transport. Gene Ontology annotation, molecular function: structural molecule activity. NCBI's taxonomy places the organism in Eukaryota, Fungi, Ascomycota, Eurotiomycetes, Eurotiales, Aspergillaceae. Bases 1 to 1908 code for a protein of 635 amino acids. The record is from RefSeq and is a predicted model, not a curated record.
AUGGAGGCCCUGCGAGUUCUCAGCAGCCCUGACAUUGAUGUCCGGAGAAAGGCUCUCAACCUUGCUAUGGAGAUGGUCUCGAGCAAGAACGUGGAAGAAAUCAUCAUGCUGCUCAAGAAAGAACUUGCCAAGACCGUCGACGAACAAUAUGAACAGAAUAGCGAGUAUCGCCAAAUCUUGGUACAGUCAAUACACUCCUGCGCGAUCAAGUUCUCCGAAAUCGCUGCCAGCGUGGUUGAUCUCCUGAUGGACUUUAUUGCCGACUUCAAUAAUAACUCCGCCGUCGAUGUGAUCUCGUUCGUCAAAGAGGUCGUGGAGAAGUUCCCUGACUUGCGUGGGUCAAUCGUAGCCCGCCUGGUUUCAACUUUGAGUGAAGUCCGAGCUGGCAAGGUCUACCGCGGAGUUCUUUGGGUUGUUGGUGAAUACUCCCUGGAGGAGAAGGAUAUUCGGGAUGCUUGGAAGACGAUCAGAGCCAGCCUUGGUGAAAUCCCAAUUUUGGCAUCCGAACAACGCCUCCUGGAUGAGGUUCCAGAUGACAACGCCCUGCUGAUGGAGCAGGCCAAUGGCCAAUCUAAGGCCGCACCCACUGGAUCCCGAAAGGUGCUUGCAGAUGGCACCUACGCUACCGAAAGCGCUCUCACCAGUCAAUCGGCGGCAGCAGCUCGUCUCGAGGCUGUCAAGGCCGCACAAAAGCCUCCUCUGCGCCAACUUAUUUUGGAUGGCGACUACUAUCUCGCAACGGUGCUCUCUUCGACUUUGACCAAGUUGGUGAUGCGUCAUUCCGAGGUGUCGCAGGAUACCGCUCGCACCAACGCUCUGCGUGCCGAGGCCAUGCUUAUCAUGAUUUCCAUCAUGCGCGUUGGCCAAUCCCACUUCGUUAAGGCUCCUAUUGACGAGGACUCUGUGGAUCGUAUCUUGACCUGUGUGCGAUCCCUGGCUGAAUUCUCGGAGAAGAAGGAGCUCGAAGCCACUUUCUUGGAGGACACCCGAAAGGCGUUCCGUGCCAUGGUCCAGGUCGAGGAUAAGAAGAGGGCUGCCAAGGAGGCAGUGGAAAAGGCUAAGAGCGCCGUCCAGGUUGACGAUGCUAUCCCCAUUCGCCAAUUCACCAAGAAGAACGCCGUCGAGGGCGGAGAGGAGAUCGAAAUGGAUCUUGCCAAGGCAACCGGUGGCGAUUCUACCGUGGAGGAUGUUUCUUCGAAGCUCAGCCGGGUGGUGCAAUUGACUGGUUUCUCCGACUCCGUUUAUGCUGAAGCCUAUGUCACCGUUCACCAGUUCGACAUUGUUCUUGACGUCCUGUUGGUUAACCAAACAACGGAAACUCUGCAAAACCUGUGCGUAGAGUUUGCAACUCUCGGUGACCUGAAGGUCGUUGAGCGGCCAUCCACCAACAACCUCGGCCCACGCGAUUUCUUGAAUGUCCAGGCUACAGUCAAGGUUUCGUCAACCGACACCGGUGUUAUCUUUGGUAACAUUGUCUAUGACGGCGCCAGCUCUACCGAGACCCAUGUGGUCAUUCUCAACGACAUCCAUGCCGACAUCAUGGACUAUAUCCAGCCUGCUCACUGCACUGAGACUCAGUUCCGUACUAUGUGGACUGAAUUCGAGUGGGAGAACAAGGUCAACAUCAAUUCCAAGGCCAAAACUCUGCGUGACUUCCUCAAGCAGCUGAUGGAGAGUACCAAUAUGGCCUGCUUGACGCCCGAUGCUUCGCUCAAGGGAGAUUGCCGCUUCCUGAGUGCCAACUUAUAUGCGCGCAGCGUGUUCGGCGAGGAUGCACUAGCAAACCUAAGCAUCGAAAAGGAGGGAGACGAUGGGCCAAUUACAGGAUUUGUGCGGAUAAGAAGUCGCUCCCAGGGUCUGGCACUGAGCUUGGGCUCUCUGAAGGGUCUCAAGGCAGCGACUGCAUAA